CGACAGUCGUGGGUAGUGGUCACUUUAACUCUUUGCCACAUUGUAUCCCGUGAGUCAUUGCGCCCUCCGGCCCCACUGUAUCCCAUCGUGCCCUGCGUUUUUCGUCUGCGACCUCCCACAGCCCCGCCUCUUCCGGUGCAUGACUGAUCAUGGCGCAGGGGCAGCGCAAGUUCCAGGCGCGGAAACCGGCGAAGAGCAAGACAGCGGCGACAGCCUCGGAGCGGAACCGGGGCCCGAGGAAGGGCGGUCUCGUUAUCGCACCCAAGAAGGCACGGAUCGUGCAACAGCAAAAGCUCAAGAAGAACCUGGAGGUCGGGAUCCGGAAGAAGAUCGAACAUGAUGUGCUGAUGAAAGCCAGCACCAGUCUGCCCAAGAAGCUGGCACUGUUGAAGGCCCCCACCAAAAAGAAGGCAGCAGCCCCCUCCUCCACCAAGACGCCUUCCUAAGGAUGCACCCCAGCAGAGGCCAUCACCGCAGCCCUCUCUGUGCUCAGACCUGUGCAGGGAGGAGAGGCCGUGCUCCCCAGAGCCUUGGGUUGCGCCUCAAACUUUACUGGGGGCCUGGCCCGUGAGCAGGUGACCAGCAGGUCAGAAGUGCACUGGCUGGCUUCCCAGGGUGCCAAGGCCAGGCCAAGCGCAGGCCAAGGCCAAGAGGAUGCCUUCACCAACUUCCUGUGUCCCCCUCCCCCCUCCCCACAUCCUGUCUCCACUGGUUUAGCACGGAGCAAUAAACCUGACUUUGUCAUUCCUCCCACGGUCACAUGCUCCUGUGAGCGGGACGUGCUGGGGCCCGGGGCCGGGUGCCCCGACUGGGUCAUCCCCCGCAGUUUCCACGGGAGACUAGCCACAUGCCAGGGAAAGACGAAUGGGCUUCUGCACCUCCAGCCUGGGAACCAGGGGAGAGUUUUCUUUCCUCCUGCCUUGGGUGAUUCACCUACAUACCCUCCACGGACAUGCCUGUGUCACCCACUCUGCCGGGGACCGGCCAGGCAGCCUAGGGAGUCACUCUCCCAUCUGCAGGACAGGUACUGACACCACCUUGUAGAGUCAAAAUGCCGAUUAAACCAGAAUGUGCUUAUCAA
Messenger RNA from Physeter macrocephalus (sperm whale), 1081 nucleotides. RefSeq names its product chromosome unknown C19orf53 homolog (gene CUNH19orf53). NCBI's taxonomy places the organism in Eukaryota, Metazoa, Chordata, Mammalia, Artiodactyla, Physeteridae. The transcript has 3 exons. The record is from RefSeq and is a predicted model, not a curated record. Bases 150 to 446 code for a protein of 98 amino acids.